AUGGCCGGCGUGGGCAUGUCGGUGGGCGAUUGGUUUGCGACUUACGUGAUGGAGAAGCUGGUCGAUUUCGCCUCCUCCCGUCUCGCUGACGCCCACCGUGAUGUCUUCUCGGUCGUCGAUGAGAAGCUGAAGGAGAUGGAGGGCAGACUUCCUCGGAUCCACGCUGCGAUCCACGCCGCUGAGGGGCGGCCAAUCAGGGACCCUGCGCUUGCCAGUUGGAUGAGGCAACUCAAAGACGCCGCUUUCGAAGCGGAUGACCUACUGGACGAGUUGGAUUACAGGCAACUGGAAGCUCGGGUGCAGGACAGGAGCAAGGUGAGUGCUUUCGCCUCCUCAUCUCUUAGAUUUCUCAAGAAUCUGUUUGUUUCGGAUGACGAACUGAGGAGGUUGAAGAAUAUCUUGGGGGAUCUCGAUAAGAUUUCUUUAGAGAUCAACCAGAGAAAGGCUGAACUGGAAGAGUACAACCACGCAAGGCAUCAAAGCAGGGAGACCAGCUCCUUCAGCACGCAGGAGCACAAAGAGAGCGGGAGCAGCCGCCACCUCGCGAAUCUUGAUGUGCUACCAAUUUUAGGCAUUGGAGGCGUAGGGAAGACUACUCUAGCGCAGCUUGUUUACAGUGACCAAAGGGUCGCUCAGCAUUUUGAGCUCAGGAAGUGGGUGUAUGUCUCGGACAAUUUUGAUGUCAAAAGGAUCGCCAUGGAGCUGGAAACCAACGUGACUUCUGAUUCCCACCCUUUCCGCGACGCUAGUUUGGAUGCACAGCUAAGCAAGCUCAGGGACGCCACUGCAAAUAAAAGGUUUUUGUUUGUGCUUGAUGAUGUGUGGGAUGAGACAGAAAGCAGUUGGACAAAACUCCGGAGUGCCUUAACAUUUGGGAGCAAAGGAAGUACCAUUCUGAUCACAACACAAAGUCCAUUAGUCGCAGAGAUCAUGGGGACUGUGAAGCACAUCAAACUAGAACUUCUCGAGGAAGAUGAUUAUUGGAGACUCUUUGAGCAUUGUUCAUUAGGUGAUAAGGAGAUCGAUCUGGAUUUAAGAAGGAAGUUGGAGUUACUUGGUCAACAGAUAGCUAAGAAAAUGCAUGGCUUACCUUUAGCAGCGAAGACAGUCGGUAGUAUGUUGCGUUGCAGACUAGAAGAGCAAUAUUGGAAAGCCAUUCAAGAAAGUGAAUGGUGGGAGCAUGAUUUUGUUGUGGAUAACAUACUUCCAUCACUGGGGCUGAGUUAUCAACAUCUGAGCUCAAAUUAUAAACAAUGCUUUGCCUACACUUCCAUAUUCCCAAAGGGCCACAUGUUCAACAAAGAACGGUUAGUCCAGAUGUGGAUAGCUCAAGGUUUUAUCCAGGAAAAAACUCUGCGAGGGAGAAUGACAUUGGAGGAUAUUGGGAGCCAGAUUUUUGAUGAAUUAACCAGCAGAUACUUCUUUAUGCGUACAGUCAACGAUAGGUAUGUCAUGCACGAUCUGAUCAGGGAAUUAGCAGUGUGUGUUUCCAUUGAUGAAUGUUUAGUGCUCCACGAUGAACAUGUCAAAAUUCCAGCAACUGUUUGCCACUUGACACUGAGGGUUGUUAAAAUGAAUGCGCUACCAGAAUUGAGAAAGUUGCAGAAAAUGCGAACACUUAUAUUCUAUCCUGAGUAUGAUAGUGAAUUUCUACUCUUACCAAGGGAUGGUUCUAAAGAGUUUUUCAAAUUUCUGGAAGGACUAUUGGAAGAUAUGAAGAUUCUCCGAGUGAUAGAUUUAUCACAAGAUCGCAGUGGGAUAAACAAACUACCAGAUGCUAUCUGUGAUCUGCCUCAUCUGCGAUACUUGGAUGUUUCUUGGACUAAGAUCAAGCAGUUGCCUAAAGGUUUUCCAAAACUUUAUCAUCUGCAAGUGCUGAAUUUGAAGAGGCGUGGCACCUUCAGUAUUCUACCACAAGGAAUGAACAGGCUAAUCAAAUUGCGACAUUUAUAUGCUGAUGCUAACACAAUAUCUCUAAUACAUGGGAUUGGGAAGUUGACCGAGCUGCAGGAGUUGGAAGAAUUCCAUGUUUCAAAUAAGAGAGGGCGUCAAAUAGAAGAGUUGAAGGACCUAAGAUAUCUUCGAAGACGACUAACUAUCCAAGAUAUUCAGAAUGUUGAAUCAAAGGAAGAGGCAGUGGGGGCAAACUUAGAUGACAAGGAGAACCUUCAUGAACUGAUGUUGAACCGAAAGCCUGAUAUUAGAAGCCAAGGAGACAAGGAAAAGGAGAUACUUGAUGGCCUUCAACCACACCACAAUCUCAAAUCACUUGAAAUUCAUCAUUACGGUGGAAUGAAGUCCCCAAGUUGGUUGGAGAACAAUCAGAUCACCAAUCUUGAAUUUGUCUAUCUAAAUAAAUGCGCUAGGUGGGACAUUCUUCCUCCUCUUGGGAAACUUCCAUUUCUCAAGAACUUGGUAUUCAAUAUGAUGCCUUCAAUACGACGAAUUGGAAGUGAGUUCUAUGGCGACACUGAUACAGUCUUUCCUUCGCUGGAGAAACUAACAUUUAACCAGUUGAAUGAAUGGGAGGAGUGGUCUGGCACAGAUAAAAAGUCAGUUUUUCCUCGCCUUUCUGAAAUCAAAAUCCAAGAUUGUGUCAAACUAAGACAAAUACCUCUUCUUCCUUUGGGAUCAAUGGGUAAUCUUAGAAUUCAGAAUUGCGGUGACAUUAGCUCCACACUGCCUCGGUAUCUGCUCCAUUUAACCUCCCUAGUCGACUUAUUAUUGGAAAAUUACCCUCACAGAGUAUCUGUUUGCCUGUCCAACCUUACGACCCUCAAAAAUUUGGAGCUGUGCAAUUGCCUGGAGUUGAUGUUACUUGGUGGAUUUCAGUCCCUUGUUAACCUGAAAUAUUUGAGAGUAUCAAAAUGCCCCAAGCUAAAUGAAUCCUCACAGCCUUUAGAGGAACCAUAUGUGGAAGAGGGUUUGAGAUCUCUUUCUCAUCUUGAUACUGAUGAGAGCAUUAUCAACCAUGUAUGGGUCACAGUGGGAAGGACACAAACUGUGAAGUCGUUAAUUUUCACAAACUGCGAGCAUCUUAAAAACUUCGAGCCAGAGCAGGAGGAAUGGUUUCAGCAACUAACAUCGCUACAAGAACUGCAUUUUGUGAGUUGUCCAAAUCUGCAAAGGCUUCCCGCUAAUCUGGAAACUGUUUUCUCCAUCAGGAAGUUAACCAUCACCCACUGCCCCAGUAUUGACUCACUGCCAGAGAAUGGCUUGCCGAUCUUACUCAAAGAAUUGAAGAUUUAUGGAUGUAGGAAAUUGAAAGAUCGGUGCCAAAAGGAUGACGGACCUGACUGGCCAAAGAUUGCACUGAUUCCCUACAUAGUCAUCGACAGUGAAGUCAUACAAAUGCUAUAACAAUAAUAUCAAAAGUUGAAGUAGCUGCUUAGUUUUG
Zingiber officinale is the source of this 3397-nucleotide messenger RNA. Its product is annotated as putative disease resistance protein RGA1. The transcript is spliced from 2 exons. NCBI's taxonomy places the organism in Eukaryota, Viridiplantae, Streptophyta, Magnoliopsida, Zingiberales, Zingiberaceae. The record is from RefSeq and is a predicted model, not a curated record. Gene Ontology annotation, biological process: defense response to other organism. Bases 1 to 3360 code for a protein of 1119 amino acids. Gene Ontology annotation, molecular function: ADP binding.